UAAUAAUUCACUGAGUAAUUAAAAUAUAUACAGCCUUUGUCAGACCCAAUUUGGAACUACAGCUACAGGACAAAAACAUUUCAAAAUCUGCUUGCAGAGGUGCAGCUUACACAGCAGUUUUGAGAAGUGGUAGUAACAAGGAAGCAGACACCACAAUGUUUUAAUAUGUUCCCAUAAGACAAGACAUCGCUGAGAGAAAAAACAUCCCACAAAAAAACACUUGCAUGACGGAGACUGUAAUCACUCACACAAAAAGGCAUUGACUGAGGGCUGAGGCUUGGUAGAAUGGGUGUGGAGUCGCAGAGAAAUUACAGUAAGGGCAUGGUGUGGGUGUGUAUUCGCAGUGUGAGACUACAAUGCCCAAAGACUCAAUCGCAGUCUCCUGGAGCGGCCUGAGUUGCGUGUGCUCUUACACUGGUGUGGAAUAAAUGGAUACCACAGUCAAUCCUUGCUUUACAAAUUUUGAGCAUCACAAUGAGCUAAUGGAUAAUGUCACCAUGCUUUUAAAUAACUGUACUUCAACAGACAAUUCCUCAAAGUGCUUAAUGGAUGAAGACUCACUAAGUACUGCUUUAGCGGUUUUCUAUUCUUUAAUUUUUAUUGUGGGACUAGUAGGUAAUGUUUUUGCUCUGUAUGUUUUUCUGUUCAUUCACGUCAAAAGAAACUCUGUACAAAUAUAUCUUUUAAAUGCAGCCAUAGCUGAUCUCCUAUUGAUUUUUUGCCUUCCAUUUAGAAUAAUGUAUCAUCUCACACAAGAGUGGAAACUGGGAAUUGUUUUCUGCAAAGUUGUUGGCAACUUAUUUUACAUGAACAUGUACAUAAGUAUUGUACUUUUGGGCCUCAUAAGUAUGGACCGUUAUGUUAAAGUAAAGAAGUCUCAGCGACAACGCAGUGUGCCCAGGAGGAAAUGCAGCAUCCGGAUCUGCUGCUGCUUAUGGGCCUCAGCCGGUUUUUCUGGGUUGUUUCUGAUCACUACACAGUCAAUUAAAGACCAAUCAAAUCCAAAACAAUGUUUUCACUAUACAGACCGGAAAGAUGCAAUCUGGCAAGCAGCGUUUAAUUAUUUUGUCGUAUUGGUUUUUUGGAUUGUGUUAUUUUUGUUGAUCAUAUCCUAUGUGAAAAUAGGGAAAAACCUUCGCAAGAUCUCCAGGGAGCGGGCUUAUUUACCAAAUUCUGGGAAGUAUAACAGUACAGCAUACAAGUCAUUUUUUGUGCUCUUCAUCGUCUCUGUGUGCUUUGUGCCUUAUCACACAUUCAGGAUUGCAUAUAUUGCAACACAGCUACAAAAGAUCUCUUGCUAUUGGAUGGAUAGAGUUCACAAAACAAAUGAAAUCACACUGGUGUUUUCUGCUUUUAAUAGUUGUUUGGACCCUGUAAUGUACUUCUUAUUGUCUAGUAGCAUCCGUAAAACUGUGUUUCGACUGCUCUGCAGAGGUAGUCAGGAUGCAGGCAGGAGUGAAAGUAACACAUCAGAUCUUCAUCUAGGACACACCCUACCUGACAGUGUCCAUGUUUAUUCUAUAAAUGCCACUCCACUAAAUCAAAAAAGAAAUAUUACAGAAAGCGUAAAUGUAUAGAAAACAUUACUAAAAUAAAAAGAAAUUAAAACAGGUCAAUACACUAAAGUGGCCCCAUACACCUGCAACAGACUGUCGCAAAUCAGUGAUCCCCAGAUACCAGGGAUGUUAGAUUUCAUGGAUUUGCACAUCAAAAUCAAAAGAUGAUCAUGAUUAGUAAAUCUAUAAUAUUUUUUUUACAUGGAGAAUUUUGCCGAUACUGUGACGGAUCAGCGAUCAUCGAUUGCUGCCGGUCACAUUUCCAACCAGCUGAUCGGAUUUAAGUCAAGGCUGCACAAUUUCAAAUACAUCAAUAGACAGGUUUGCGCAAAACACACAUUUUCUGCAUUUAAAUGGAGAUAUUACAAUCAGUCUAAUGGGCAUAUAUAUUAAUAUUAUUUUUACUAAAAUAAUGUGAAGUGUUUCACACCAUUUUCACAUAAAAUUUUGUGAAAAACUCAUCCAAACCCUUGAACUGACUUUUUUCUUUUCUUUCAGUAAUCAGAUUGCAUGUCCGAUACUUUUAAUUGGAAAUGGAAUGUGGCCAAAUUUGCGAAAAAAAUAAGUGAAUACUGGAGGUAGCCCUUUAAUAAUAAUAUCCCAAAACAGUGUUAUACACAGUCCCCUCCAGUUACCGACCCCAUUCUCAGCUCUGAGAGGCAGUUUUGUUUUUUAACAAUUACCUACAGCCACCGAUGAUGGGUAUCCCGGUGUGUUCCUCCGUGGAUCUGAUCGCCAACUUCCUGCACUGUGACCCUGGUCAUCUGAUGUCUGUUGUAAACUGGCCUCUCAGUUUACAGCAGUCCUCAGAAAACAGGGUCACAGAACUGGAAGCCGGCGAUCACAUGACCAGAUGCACGGAGGAGUGCACCGGGACACUAAUCACUGGCUAAAUGAAAGAGGUGGCACCCAAUGGCAGUGGUGUUGGCGGCAGCACAUGUGCAGCACAUAUAGUACUUGGGGCAUUUUUUGUGAAAAAUACCCCAAGAAGGCUACGGAGCGCAUUCACAGAGACAGUGCUUUCUCGCAAGCACUGUCCCUGAAUGCAAUAAUAAUUGAUACAUCCCUACAAUGUAUUCAAUUUUCGCAUUGCGGAUUGUGACGAUUUUAUCACAUUAGAUCUGUAUCUGAGAUGUGCCCCUUCGUAUGAUACAGCCAAGACUUGGU
Molecule: messenger RNA, 2723 nt
Organism: Pseudophryne corroboree (corroboree frog)
Lineage: Eukaryota; Metazoa; Chordata; Amphibia; Anura; Myobatrachidae
Gene: GPR34
Product: G protein-coupled receptor 34
Exons: 3
Coding region: 429-1577 (382 amino acids)
Biological process (GO): G protein-coupled receptor signaling pathway
Cellular component (GO): membrane
Molecular function (GO): G protein-coupled purinergic nucleotide receptor activity
Source: RefSeq, a predicted model, not a curated record